AACCAGGGCUCAAUGGACAUCUGUAACCUGAGCAGCUACCACACAGGGCCCUUCACCCUUUUGGGCAUCCCUGGAUUAGAGCAGUAUCACACCUGGAUCAGCAUCCCCUUCUGCUUUAUCUAUCUCGUGGCCAUUGUGGGCAACAGUAUCCUUCUCUACCUCAUUACAAUGGAGCACAGUCUUCAUACACCCACGUUCUUUUCCCUUUCCAUGCUGGCAACUACUGACCUCAUAUUGUCUACCAUAUGUGUCCCCAAAAUGCUUAGCAUCUUCUGGCUUGGUCCCCAGGAAAUCAGUUUCCCUGGGUGUCUUACUCAGUUAUUCUUCCUGCACUACAGCUUUGUCCUGGACUCAGCUAUACUGAUGGCCAUGGCUUUCAACCGCUAUGUGGCCAUCUGCUCCCCCUUAAGAUAUACCACAAUACUGACGCCACGAACAAUGUCAAAAUUGCUGUGGGAAUCUGUUUCCACAUUUUCUGUGUUUUUAUCCCAUGUUUUCCUUGUGACCCAUCUACCAUUCUUCAGGACACAUCUUAUCCCCCACACAUACUGUGAGCACAUAGGGGUUGCCCUCCUGUUUUCUCCAUCAACAUCUGGUAUUUUUUGUGUUCCCAUCAUGACAAUCACUGUAGAUGAAAUCUUAAUUGCUGUCUCCUACAUUCUCAUCCUCCAUGCUGUUUUUCACCUCCCCUCGCGAGAGGCCCGCCAGAAGGCCCUUGGCACCUGUGGUUCCCAUGUCUGUGUCCUCAUGUUCUACAUCCCAGCAUUCUUCUCCAUCCCUGUGCAUUGCUUUGGGCAUAAUGUACCACGUACCUUUCACAUGGUGUUUGCCCAUCUCUAUGUAGUUAUCCCACCUGCGCUUAACCCUAUCAUCUACGGAGUAAAGACUAAACAGAUCCGGGACAAAGUCAUUAUUCUGUUCUUUCCCAAGAACAUUUUCCUAAAAAAAAAUGAGGCUGAAUGA
Molecule: messenger RNA, 963 nt
Organism: Choloepus didactylus (southern two-toed sloth)
Lineage: Eukaryota; Metazoa; Chordata; Mammalia; Pilosa; Megalonychidae
Product: olfactory receptor 52H1-like
Exons: 1
Coding region: 13-963 (316 amino acids)
Biological process (GO): G protein-coupled receptor signaling pathway
Cellular component (GO): membrane
Molecular function (GO): G protein-coupled receptor activity; olfactory receptor activity
Source: RefSeq, a predicted model, not a curated record